CUUGUGCUAUUUGCGUGACACUAUGUCGCACAUGUUCCUGCUGGUUGUGGGAGAUGUCUAGAUUUUGCGUGGAUGACACAUUUAUAAGCCUCAGCGCCCCAGGCAUGUCCUCUCACCAACUUCCGCCAUUCUCUCACCUUCUGCGAACACUGCCCUCACAUUACGUAUACACACUCUCAUUCGAUACUCCAGGUGGCUGAGAGCACAGUAGUACAACUCAAUGACCGCUCUCGAUAAGCCCGGCGGAGAUGCCGAAAAGCAACCAGGCGAAUGUGGCUCGCCUUUGGCAGCCACCUACCUGGCCCUACGGGCGAUCUCGGCCUUCACACUCUUCAUACUCAUCGUAGUACUCGGAUACACAGUCCUGACGUACGACAAGGCUGCGACCAGCGCGGCAAAUCCGUUGCUCCUAGCAAUCGUAAUAGCGAUCGCUGCGGCAUUCUACACCCUCGCCCUCAUCUUGAUCGUGUAUCGCUCGAGAUUCCACCCUCUCCUCUGGCUUGCAAUACUGCUCGAUCUGGCCUGGUGCGGCGCGUUCUGUUUCCUCGCAGUCGUACUAGCAGAACCAUCCGUAGUCACACAAUGCACUGCAACCUCGACGCCGCAUCCGCUAGCUGCGGCGAGCACCACAUCGGGAAGCGUCUUGGCGGGCGACCUGGCUGCGAGACGCCUCAUCAAGAGAGACAUCAACUCGCCGCUGAGGGAAUUUAUUUUGCUCGGACAUGUGCCCUGCUCGGUGGUUCUGGCUUUCUGGAUCCCAUGCAUGGUCCUGGUCGCUCUCUUCGGCGGCACGGCGAUUGUGGCAUGGAAGAGGUGGCGAUCUGGCGGCAGGACGGUGAUGCCCUUGCAAAGCGGCGCGAAGGUUUAAUGAGGAUUUAGAUGAAGCAAAUAAUGAGGCGCUCGAUGAUAGAGAGGCCCGCCGGGUGGCCACAAGCUCAGCAGUGCGCGAUGGCAUGGGAGGAAGACGCGUCGAGGUCGCGAAUUCGGCCGGCCGUAAACAGCAGCACGACUCAUGUACGAUCAUCGUCAAUGAAACCGUUAGAAGUCACGAUCUGCCAAGG
This is a messenger RNA of Neohortaea acidophila, 1061 nucleotides long. RefSeq lists its product as uncharacterized. The transcript is spliced from 3 exons. NCBI's taxonomy places the organism in Eukaryota, Fungi, Ascomycota, Dothideomycetes, Mycosphaerellales, Teratosphaeriaceae. The record is from RefSeq and is a predicted model, not a curated record. Bases 221 to 868 code for a protein of 215 amino acids.